Messenger RNA from Monoraphidium neglectum, 1788 nucleotides. RefSeq names its product Stage V sporulation protein K. The transcript has 16 exons. The coding region runs from base 1 to 1788 and encodes 595 amino acids. Gene Ontology annotation, molecular function: ATP binding; ATP hydrolysis activity. NCBI's taxonomy places the organism in Eukaryota, Viridiplantae, Chlorophyta, Chlorophyceae, Sphaeropleales, Selenastraceae. The record is from RefSeq and is a predicted model, not a curated record.
AUGAAGCUGACUGGCCUGGCGGCGGUGAAGGAGCGGAUGCUGCAGCUGCGGGAUGAGGUGGAGCUGGACAAGGAGCGCGGCCGGCCCCCAAACUCCCGCAAUGCUAAUAUCCGCUUUUACGGGAACCCCGGCACCGGCAAGACCACUGUGGCGCGGCUGUACGCCCAGCUCCUGUCAGAGCUCGGGGUCCUGCCCACACCUAAGCCGCCGCCGCCCCCCCAGCCGCCCAAGCAGCAGCUGUACGUCGGCUACCCCUACGCGCCGCCCCCGCCGCAGCCGGCGCCGCCCAAGGCGCCGCCCAAAGACGGGCCGGCGGUGGUGGAGACGAGCGGAGCCAAGCUGACUAAAGCUGACCUGCAGAAGGCGCUGGAUGGUGACCUGGCGGAGGGGGGUGUCCUGUUUAUUGACGAGGCAUACCAGCUGAACCCUAAGACCAACCCCCUGGGCGGCCGCGAGGUCCUGGACCUGCUGCUGACUGAGGCUGAGAACCGGCGCGGCAAGCUGGUGGUGGUGCUGGCCGGCUACAGGACCCCCAUGGAGGAGCUCAUGGCCUACAACGAGGGCCUGCCCAGCCGCUUCCCCGCCGUGUUCACCUUUGAGGACAACAGCGACGAGGAGCUGUGCGAGAUCUUCAUGGGCAUGAUGGCGGCCGACAAGUCAGGGUUCAAGCUCGAGGACGAGCGCUGGGCGCGCAUCGCGACGCGCAGGCUCGGCCGCCAGCGCGACGCCGGCGGCGCCGGCUUCGGCAACGCGCGCGCAGUCCGCAACCUGUACGAGCAGUCCAUCGCCCGCCAGUCCGCGCGCGUGCUGGCCGAGAGGCGCGAGGGCGGCGCGCCCGACCCCCUGCUGCUCAGGAGGGACGACCUGCUGGGCCCCAAGAGGCUGGACGCGGGGGGCAGCAAGGCGCUGCAGGAGCUGGAGGCAAUGAGGGGGCUGCGGCGCGUGAAGGAGUCGGUGCAGACGCUGCUGGGCCUGAUCGAGACCAACGCUGACCUGGAGGAGCAGGAGCGGCCCCUCAAGGAGGUCUGCCUGAACCGCGUCUUCCUGGGCAACCCCGGCACUGGCAAGACCACAGUGGCAAGCAUCUACGGCCGCGUGCUGCGGGACCUGGGGCUGCUGUCAAAGGGCGAGGUCCUGGUCAAGGUGCCGGCGGACUUUGUGGGGUCCGCGCUGGGCGAGAGCGAGAAGAAGACGGCCGCCAUCCUGGAGGAGGCGCGCGGCUGCGUCCUCGUCAUCGACGAAGCCUACGGGCUUCACACAACGGCCGGCUCCAAGGACCCAUACAGGGUCGCCGUUAUUGACACCUUGGUGGCCAAGGUUCAGGGCGUGCCGGGUGACGACCGCUGCGUCCUGCUGCUCGGCUACAGGGAGCAGAUGGAGGAGAUGAUGCGGGACGCCAACCCCGGGCUGGCCCGGCGCUUCCAGAUGCAGAACGCAUGGGAGUUUGAUGACUAUUCCAGUGAGGAUCUCUUCUUCAUAAUGCGCGCCGCAGCAAAGAAGAGGUACGGCUGGGACCUCGGACACAACGAGCUCAAGGCCGGCCUGGCGGCCCUGGAGGUGGAGCGCCGCCGCCCAAACUUCGGCAAUGCCGGCGCCGUCAACAACCUCCUCGCCGCCGCCGCGCUGCGCAUGGAGGCGCGCACCAAGUCUCUCCCGCCGGCGGCCCGCGCCGACGCCACUCCCGUUCCGGCGGACUUUGGGGAAGAGCACGAGGGCGCGUCUGACCCAGGGGCGCUGCUUGAUGAUUUGGUGGGCUGCGCCGCGGUGCGGACCAAGGUGCGGCAGUGA